ACCCGAGUGACAUGCGUUCUCAAUCUUCCUUUUAGGCUGCUGGUGGAUCUGGAACCGCAUGUUGGCUAUCCGGCUCCACGUAGCCACUGCUCAAGCAGGUCAAAGGCAAGUAAUACACCAUGAGCCCAAGACGGCAAAUCCGGCGCUCCGAAUGGGAGAAGAGCCUGAACGAUGUGCAGAUAAGUAAAGCGGAUUUGAACCGCCUGGUCAUGGACUACCUCGUCAUCGAAGGUUACAAGGAUGCUGCCGAGUCUUACGCCACUGAGACAGGGAUCAGCCCUCAGGUCGAUCUUGAAAGCAUCGCUAACAGAAUGACCGUUCGAAGCGCAAUACAGCGUGGCGACAUCGAAGAGGCAAUCGGCAGAGUCAAUGAACUUGAUCCCGAGAUACUGGACACCAAUCCCGUGCUCUUCUUCCGCCUGCAGCAGCAGCGUCUGAUCGAGCUGAUCCGCACAGGUAAGGUCGCCGAAGCUCUUGCAUUCGCCGCCGAGGAGCUCGCUCCAAGGGGCGAGGAGCAUCCGGAGCUGUUGCCAGAGCUCGAGCGUACCAUGGCGCUCCUUGUUUUUGAUACGCCUGGCAUAGCAUCAGUAGGCGGCAAGAGCGGCUCACACUCUCUGCCCACGUACAUUUCGGACUUGCUCACCCCAACGCAGCGCUUGAAGACGGCGGGCGAACUGAAUGCUGCCAUUCUGGCGAGUCAGAGCCAGGGGAAGGACCCGAAGCUUCUGCAGCUGCUCAGGAUCCUCACUUUUGGUGAGCACAUGCUCGGCACUGAGGGCCCAGGCGAUGUGGACUUUCCGAGGCUCGAUCUCAGCAGUGCUACUCUGAAGAGAUCUAAUGCGCUCGGUGAUGCGGAUAGCCCUAGCCGUUCGGAUGCGAUGGUCCUCUGAAGCAGUCGCUCUCGCCACGCACUCUGUUGUAUGAUUAGGCAUUUGUAUCAUAUAUGCAUCUUGUACUCAAU
Tilletiaria anomala UBC 951 is the source of this 961-nucleotide messenger RNA. RefSeq lists its product as uncharacterized. The coding region runs from base 120 to 890 and encodes 256 amino acids. The record is from RefSeq and is a predicted model, not a curated record. The transcript is spliced from 4 exons. Gene Ontology annotation, molecular function: protein binding. Lineage: Eukaryota; Fungi; Basidiomycota; Exobasidiomycetes; Georgefischeriales; Tilletiariaceae.